This is a messenger RNA of Cataglyphis hispanica, 5326 nucleotides long. RefSeq names its product mucin-22 (gene Chro). Lineage: Eukaryota; Metazoa; Arthropoda; Insecta; Hymenoptera; Formicidae. Gene Ontology annotation, biological process: chromatin organization; negative regulation of transcription by RNA polymerase II. Gene Ontology annotation, molecular function: chromatin binding. Gene Ontology annotation, cellular component: pericentric heterochromatin. The transcript has 10 exons. The record is from RefSeq and is a predicted model, not a curated record. Bases 418 to 4041 code for a protein of 1207 amino acids.
UAGGCGACGAGAGCCAUCUUUGACGAACAUCGGCCUGCUCGUUAGAGGCAGAGACGUCGAGACUUUACAGUUUGCCAUCGACGACGACGACGACGACAACGAUGACGACAAUGACGACGACGACGACGACGACGACGAUGACUACAACGACGACGACGAUGGAUGACGACGACGGACGACGACGACAAUAAAAAUAAUAAUAAUGACAUAAAAAAAAAGAACGCCGACGUCGCAUCGACAAAAUCGCCGUUCUCAAAUGCUUCUCGUAUUUCUUGUAUCUCAAUCAUCUAUAUCUCACAUAUAUCUCGAAAAAUAAGUUUCUCGCUCGUUAAUACAUAACUCGCGAGAUAAGACCGCGCUUGGGAUCGUGGCGGGAAUAAGUGCAUAAAAAGAGAUUGCGGGACAAAUCUGUACAGAAUGGAAGGAGACGAUGGCCCUUCGGCUAUCAGUAGUAAACCUACCGUCAUCAAAGCGGCACAAGAGCAAAUGGGACGAUUAGACGUAUUAGUAUGCGGACAGUGUCAUUCUGUUUUUCACUUUAUCGAAGAGUUUCAAGAACAUCGUACAAAGGAAGGAGCUUGCUCCAAAGUUUCACACUUUCGUGAAAAUAAUGAUAAUGGACAAAAAGCACAAGUUUGGGCGUUCUUGUUAUGGAAAGAUUCGCAAACCCAACCAGAAGGUUCGGACAAGGAUGCGACUAAUGCUUGGAAACUUUAUCAAAAAUGGUGUAAAAUGGAUACGCAUGUAAGAGAUUCUUGGAUUGCUGCGGGAAAGACUAUACAAACUUUUACAAAAAUUAGUAACGCAAAGAUGCAGGAUACGCCGAUACAAGUUCAAACAAAUACUAAUGUCGAAGGUGCCAAACCAAUAAUAGUUCGCAAAAUUAUUAGAAAUGGACAGCCAGAUGAAACGAAUGAAACUAAAAAAGAUGUUACAAAAUUACCAGAAACAAAAAUACAAAAGAAUGAAUCUGUAGAAAUGGAAACAAUGGACAGAAAAGAAAAACCAAAACUUAAACCAUCAAUUAAGCCCAAGAACAAGUCUGGCAAGACUGAAGAUGCAGAAUCGAGCAACGAAGAGUACGUUGUCGAGAAAAUUUUAGCUAAGCGUUUUAAUCCCAAAAAAAGAUGCUCGGAAUUUUUAAUCAAAUGGGAAGGCUGUUCACAUGAAAAUAAUACAUGGGAGUCUGCAGAGGCUGUAUCAACUUGUAAAAAUAUGUUGGAAGAAUUUGAGCGGAAUCUUGCUAAGCAAAAGGAGCUUAAAGCAGCUCAACAACAAAUUAAUACAAAAGUCGUAGGACGUGCAAGUUUACCGGCGCAAAAACCGGUGAUGAAAGCUGAAGUUAAUAAACCUGGACCGAGUACGGCGACGCAAGCGGGGCGACCAAUGCGCUCAAGUAAAUCAAAAGCAAUGGAUCAAGUAAAGCAAUGGUGCGGCUCGAUGAAAGAGGAGGAUAAUGAACUAUUAGGUAAAAGGAGAAUCCACGAUUCGGAAAGCGAAUCGGAUGAUGGAGAAAGCAACGCUGCAAAGAGGACUAAAGUCGAUACAGGCAGUGACGACGAAUGGACUGGAGAAUCGGACAGUGAUUCGAGAAUGGGCCGUAGUGAUGUAAUUCAACGUGCGUUUAGUCGCGCUAAUGCCCAAUCUAAUGGUUCCAAUAGAGCGUCAGUUUCAUCUACUGAUUUGGCAACCUCAUUAGGAUUACAAUCUCCCGAAGGGGCAAAAUCUAGCCAGCCACCUGUUUUGGUAGCUAACGCUAAAGGAGUUGUUAAAGUCGAUCCCAAACAGAUGCCAAAUUUAACUUCCGGCGUUUAUGUCAUGUCGCGAAAAGAUGGUAUUAUUAAGCUAGAUUCGUCGCCUAGCGGAAAAUUGGCGGUCAAAGGAUCGCCAACGACGCAAGGUGUGUUAAUGGUCCAAAAUCGGGACAAUAUAACGAGAAAACAAUCAAAUUCGAUGACUCCUGCGAUGAAAGUUGUUUCAAAAAUGGAUGGGAACCAAGUAGUAACGCAGAUGAAAGUAGUCACUUCCAAAUCUAUUACGGCGAAAACGCCGGGAAGUGUGCAAAAGACAGAACCUAUAAAGAUACAGCCGAAACCAGAUCCAUCGCAAUUGCAACAAAUACACGUUGUGACUGCAAUGUCGGGACCAAUAGCUUUGCAGCCGAGAAUAACUACAGGCAUAAGACCUGCUUCUGUAACACCUCAGCGAACGGCAGACGGUCGUCCUUUAUUACCUAGACCAGCGUUGCGCGCAACAACAGCAACGAGCGUUCUUGGUACCAUUCGCACACCCGUCAGAGCACCGGCACCGAGGCAGAUUCAAACGCAAACGACACGUCCUGUGUUGCAGAAGCGUGCUACGACGACGGUUAUCAAUACGCAGUCAGUUUCACCGAGUGCCGUUGGCACGCCAGUUGCGCAGAUCAGGCCGAAAUUCACAGUGCUUACAACACCCGCGCAAUCUAAACAGGUGAUUAAAACUGGAACUAGUCCAGUACAGCAACAAGCACAAACAAAACAAUCUCCGAAGACGCCAGUGGGUAAGGCACAAUCGUUGUUAUCUCCGCAUCAAAAAUUAUUAAUAGCAAAGAGAAAAGCCCAAGAAGCAGCGGGUAUAAUUAAUAAACCGAUUGGUCGUGGACUUUUAGCAGGUGCACGUGCAGGUACCACUGCAGGACGAGGCAGGGCGAAAGUAAGCGAGACAUCUUCAACGAUUAUUCAGCCAGGAGCAAAAUUCAAGGAAAGCAAACUAGCGGAAGGUGAUGGACUUCAUAUGGAGUUUCAUGAGGUCGGUUCGGAAGAGAGCAGCAGCGAUGGUGAAUCUGAUUUACCGCCUCCUCCUGAAUCUGAUGCCAUUACAUCUCUUGAGCCUGAUAGUCCACCACGUCCGUUCACAUUGUGCCCUCUCACGGGACGUAUAAUCGGUCCAGAUGGUGAGCCGAUCGAGCAAACGGCGGAACAACCCGAACCCGAACAAGAAACGUCACCUUCUAACACGGCGAUGUUAUCGACUGCGAUGAAAACAACCUCUACCGUGUCCGAAACUACAAUGGCAGCGAAUGAUGUUACGGCUGCUGCUACUACCACUAUCAGCACUACCACCACCACCACCACCACCACCACUACUACCGCCACCGACGCCGAUGCCGACGCCGACGCUGCCGCCGCCGCCGCCGCCGCCGCCGCCGAAUUGGUCUUACCUUCUCUCGAUUCGCUCACAGAAAGCGGUAUUAUGAGAGUCGAGAUGAGUCCUGGUGGAACAACCGGUACUAUUGUUCAAACUAGCGAAACAACAGCGCAAAUUAAUUUGUCGAAUGUAACGGUACCUGCACCGGAUUUGCCAUGUUUGGACGAUACCGCUUCUACAAUACCAACUGUACCAGCCGCUCCCGCAUCCACACCUUUGACAGAAAACUCGAGCCCCGUUGAAACAUCCAUCACUACGGCAUUGUCGGCUGUUACAGCAGCGACAUCCACUGUUACUAUGUCAGUAACGUCGGCGGAUGCCAAGCCUGAUGAUAAGAUAUCAGAAGAACGAAAAGUGACAACAAACGAGGCGUCGAAUUUGGUUACUUUAGCGGAACACGGUGUCGUCUAUCAAGUCGCAGGCCAAGCAGAAGAUGGACAAACGCUUUUAGUAACGCGCGACGCCGAUGGCGAACAACAAUGCGUAUAUGUAACUACUGAACAGCAAGGAGAUGAUGGAUCUGUCUUGACAUUUAAUCACGCGGUUGCCGAGGCUGUGGCGCAGUUGAUACCUGAUCAGGUAAACCUCACUCCUCAGUUUUACGUAAAGGAAGACGGAGCUGAACCGACUGAAAAUUCUAUGGUGAUGUCUAUAAUGGAGAACGCGAACGCGACCGAUGUAACCGGGACUCAAGAGGAUAAUGACGGACAGGCACAAGUUGUGGCUCAAGUAGUGCAAGCUGAAGAACCCACUCCAGGAGGAACUAGGAGAGUAGUACUGCUCUUAUCGGAUGGAAAUUUAAUGAUGACCGAAGUGGACGAAGAACAAUACGCUGCAUUGGAACUUGACAAAUAAAGACAUAAUUUUGAUAUAUGCUAAAGGAAUAUCACGGCGAUGCAUCGAAUUACGUUACGCGCAAAUUGUACGUUUAAAAUGUGAUCGUGAAUUGUGUAUAUAUGUAAGAACGUUCACUUCUCGUACAAUUACACAUCGGUGACGUCUUAUAUUAUUGGGCGGCUACAGAUUAGGUAUUGUAUGUAAAGUGGAGAGACAGAGCUGACAUACUGUAAAAAAAUCAGCACACAUCAAGAAAAAUCUAAAUUUUAGAUUUUAGAAAUGUAUGUUUCAGUGUAAAACACUUUACUAGUAUAUCCAUUUUCGUGUUUAACUUUUAUGGCAUGAAAUAUAUUAGCACACACACACAAACACACACACACACACACACACAUGUGGAAUAAAGAUAAAACUACUUUCAAUAGAAUGACGUCAUUAUAAUACAUAUGAAGUAAGCAUUGUACUUGUAGGAUAGUAAAAUAUAAUAUGGGGUUUUAUAUUUUCCAAUCAAAUAAUGAGCUUUGCUAAGAAAGAAAAAAUCUUAUUCCAUGCAUACAAAGUCCAAGGUGAUAAAUAUAGAACAUUCAUCAUGAUGAACGCAUCUAUGUAAAGUUUAAAGAUUUAUUUCAUUGAUGAAAGUCGUGAAAGAAGAGGAGCAAAAUAUUGAUUAAAAUCCUUUUUUUCUUUUUCUCUUUUUUUAAAUUUGUAUCUGUACUUUUAAAGCUGCGCUAUGAUAUUUAUUUCCAAUACUAAAAUUUUAUAAUUUACAUAUACUAUAAAUUUUUAGUAUUGACAAUAAAUAUUGCAACGUAGUCUAAGUUAAAAUGAAAUAUUCUUGUACAUAUAUUAUGUCUGCCCAUCUUAUAUUCAUUAUAUGAUCGUGACACAUGUCUUAUAACAGAUUCAAUUGGAUGCACUAGUGCCAACAAAUAAAAAAGUAUGAUGUAGUAAAGAUUAAAUCGCCUGAUUUAAUGAUACAUUAUACUCUUUAACUUAUAUAAAAACAUAUGUAUGUUCCGUUAACUGAAAAAAAAAAUGUUCAACAUAUAGAAUAUUCUACCAAAAAUGAUAAAUAUGCUGAUGACAUCAACGUCUCACUUUGAGCUCGCUUUACACGCCAUUAUAUUUGUGUACGAUAGUUUUUAAUGUGCCCCAGUCUAACUAUUGGUGUGUCCAAUCGAAUUUGCUAUUACAUUACAUGGACUAUGUAUGCUUAUCUGUAGGAUAAAUAAGUGCACCCUAACAAAACACUUAUAAUUUCUGAACCUAAAACGUAAUGCUUAAAAUAUAAUGUUGUUGAACGGAG